This is a messenger RNA of Coniosporium apollinis CBS 100218, 3048 nucleotides long. RefSeq lists its product as uncharacterized. Bases 1 to 3048 code for a protein of 1015 amino acids. The transcript has 7 exons. NCBI's taxonomy places the organism in Eukaryota, Fungi, Ascomycota, Dothideomycetes. The record is from RefSeq and is a predicted model, not a curated record.
AUGUGGACUUCUGGGCUACUGGCGCUUGCCGCCUUUGCAAAAUGGCCCUCACUAGUCGAUGCUGGUUCUACCGGGGCGCAUGGACGCGACCUUGAGUUUCAGAACCCACCUGUGCAGUAUCGAGCCAAAUUCCGGUAUUGGCUGCCAGAUGCCAGCGUACCACUCGACGUUGUUGCUAGUGACAUUGCCAAUAUAUCCUCAGUUGGCGCCGGCGGCCUCGAGUUCUUACCCUUCUACCUUUAUGGUUUUCGAGACAACUCCGCAGUGCCCUUACCCGACUGGGCGACAUAUGGAUUUGGCACUCCUGCUUUCAACGAGAUCUUUAAAGGCGCCUUGCAGGCAGCGCAAGACAACAGAAUUCUAAUGGACUUUUCAGUAGGGGCAAACCAGGGUCAAGGAGUGCCCUCGAUGCCAGAGACGCCAGGCCUUGCUGUCCACUUGUUGGCCGGCAAUGCAUCAAUUGCUUCCGGUGACACUUUCAACGGUCCGGUACCGCCACCGGAGCCGCUCAGUCCUUUGCUCCUUUCAGGCCUAGGAUUUAUACAUACACUGGAGCAGUUCGGGACGCCUAACCUCACCGCUGUCAUUGCGGUAGAGUUUGUUUCAUGUGAGAAGGAUAUUUUGAUACUUAACGGUGAUUCCGCCGUUGACCUCACGGAUUCCGUCACGGACGGCUCCUUGUAUUGGACUGCUCCGUCAGGAAAUACCACUUGGAGAAUCUUUACCUUUUGGGAGAAAUACACCAAUCAAAGAUCAGUUGAUGGCGGAGAGAAUGCUACCGAUUUCAUCGGGAACGGAUCUUGGACCGUGGAUCAUUUCAGUAGGACGGGCGGCAGCCGCACCACAGAUUUCCUAGAUCAGUACGUUCUCUUUGACGCAGAUAUUCAGAGUUUACUACGCUCGGUAGGACAGUAUGCUUGGGAAGAUAGCAUAGAAAUGUUAGCAACCCUUUACUGGACGCCGGGUUUCCUGCAGCGGUUUGAAGAAGCUCGAGGUUACAGCCUGACCAAAUACCUCCCAUUACUCUAUGUCCCGGCCAACAGCUGGGGACCAGGCAUACCGGUGUAUCCAGAACAAUAUUCAUACGGCAACCUCACUGUCGAUGAGACAUAUAACAUUGACUAUCGAACCACUCUCAACGAAGGAUAUCAGGAGUAUCUCAGGCAAUUCAGCGAAUGGUCUCACUCGAAAGGUGUCGAGUACUCACACCAACCCGCUUACAAUCUCCCACUCCAGAUGCUUAGCGACAUUCCUCUCGUUGAUGCUCCGGAAGGUGAAUCGUUAGGAUUUCAAGAACUCCUUGACGCGUAUCGUCAAUUUAGCGGACCAGCACAUCUUACUGGCAGGAACGUUAUUUCAUCGGAGGUCGGCGCAGUCAUGAUCCCUCCAUACUCGCUAUCCAUUCCCGAUCUCUUAUUUCGCAUAAAGAGGUCAUUCGCUGGAGGCUUCACCAUGAUGGUAAUCCAUGGUUCGACCUACUCUGGACCCUAUGCUGGGACGACAUGGCCCGGUUACACAACGUUCUUUUACGCGUUCACUGAUAUGUGGAACAGUAUACAGCCUGCCUGGCAGCACCUGAAAGAUUCCAUGGACUACAUCGGCAGAAAUCAGUUUGUCCUUCAGAAAGGAGUCCCUAGGGUUGACCUUGCUCUCUACCUUUAUACCGCACCUUGGACCGUCACGAAUCGUUAUCCAUCGACAAAUCUACAAGACCUUGGGUACACGUAUGACUACCUUGGACCAGAUAAUCUGCAAGCGCAGGAAGCGAUCGUGAACGGAAGCACUCUCGCCCCCGAUGGGCCAGCCUACAAAGCCCUAGUGUUCGCUUCGAAUCAGACCGUCAUCUCCGCGACGGCCGCUGAAAGCGUUCGCAAGCUCGCAGGCGAUGGGCUACCAGUCUUCUUCGUGGGAUCAGCGCCAGACCAGAUCCUGUCUGCUGCUAGCGAGGACCAAGCAGAGGUGCUCGCCAUCAUCAGAGAGAUCCUCUCACGUAGUAACGUCCAUCGGGUGGCAAGUAUAGAAGAUGUUCCAAGUGCAUUAGCGGGCGCAGGAAUCCUUCCACGGACAUCGUUGCGAUGCUCAAGCGGACCAGUAUACACUGCUUGGAGGUCAGACCUUGCCAAUGGAUCGGAAUACGUUUUUGUCUACAAUGAUCAAGACGUUGCGGCUUCUUGUGAAGCCAGCUUCACAACGCAAGCGGGAGCUGUACCAUUCAUUUAUGACGCCUGGGCCGGAACACGCCAACCGGCGUUGCAGUAUACUCGAAGUGGUUCGUCAAUCACUAUGCCUCUGCGACUGCAAGCAAAUCAGACAAUGAUCGUUGGUUUUGAGAGUUCGCGGAAAGGCCGUUCAUCUGCGCCAAAAUGUGCUAUAUCCAGCUUCAGCGGCGCUGUGGCUUCUCUCGGCUCCUCGCAAGGCGGGCAGAUCUACGCAAACAUCAUUGGUCCCGCAGAGAUCAUAUCCGUGUCGGGCAAGCGCUGGUCCUUCGAUGCCUCACCACCCUCACCUACCGAUCUAAGCACUUGGGAUCUCAGCAUCGAAGACUGGCAUGCGCCGCCAGACCCUUACGAGGUUGAAACUGCAAUCACGAUGCACUAUUUCAGAAAUCAGACCCUUGUGCCCUGGUUCAGCCUGGGGCCCGGUUUCGACGCGGUGAGCGGCGUAGGAAGGUACAAUACGACGUUCGCAGUGCCCGCAACAGCCACGGGGAUACGUCUCGGCGCCAUAUUGUCUCUCGGACCCGUCGUGAAUACCAUGCGCGUAUCCAUCAACAGCCAGCAACUCCCUCCUAUUGAUCCGAGCAACCCCGUUGUAGACGUAUCCAGCUUCCUUCGGUCCGACUCGACGAACUCUAUCAUGGUUGAGGUUACAACGACGCUAUUCAAUCGUAUCAAAGCCACCGCAAACUCCACUAUGGUCGUUGGUGUAUCUGCAUCCAGUGUUCAGCCAGGAUACGCAUCGUCGCCGCCACAAGAGUACGGGUUGUUAGGUCCUGUGUCGAUCCAGUGGACGAUACAGGAGGAUUUGAUAGGGGAUGACUCAUGCUAG